GUGUUACAGUCAACUUAACGUCGUGGCGAUAUAUACCAAAAACAACGAAACAUUCGAGCCAGUGUGACCAUUGUUAGACGAUGUUGCCACAAUCGACGAAAAUUGUGAUAUUGAAGUGGAAGAAUUAAACUUGGUGGCAAGAAAGUCGCGAAAGAGUGUUGACUAUUUACCCGGAGACCGCAAUUCAUGCGAAAAAAAUUUCCUGCAAAACGCAACUUACAACUGUCACACGCACACUAAUAAAAAGGAAAAAAGAAAAAAAUUUGGUGUGCUGGAGGAGAGGUACGCCACGCCGCGCCGCAUUGAGAAAACAACAAAUUGUGUUUGUUGCAACGAAGUCGGAGCGACGAUUAACUUUAAUUAACUAAAUACACAGAAAUAUAUAAUUUUAUCCAAGCAUAUUGUAUAUAUAUAAGUAUAUACAUAUAUACACAGCGAUAUGAACUCGAAGCGUAUUAAAUACACUACGCUGUCCAGCCCGACAGAUGCACCGUCCAAGGAGGAAAUUGUGCCAGUUAUCAUACAACAUGAAACUGACGACGUAGAUGGCAAUGGAGAGACAACACAGUAUACAUAUGCCUAUACGACUACUGAGGAUGACGACACUGAAACGGCUGUGGUGACUCUUAGCGAUCGUGAUCACGAGGCGCUGGCCAAUGCCCAGGAGGUGAUCAUCGAUGAGAACGGGCAUGCCGUCACCUUGCAGCAGCUGGUGGAGAACAGCACCGUAGAGGAGGUGGAGACUAUUGAGCAGGGCGAUGGCACCCACACCAUAUUGCACAUUGUGCCCAAUAUAGGCGACGAAGAGGAAGAUGACGAAGAUGAGGAUGGGGAGGCCAUCGAGCACGAUGAGGACGAGAUUGUGGGCGUGGAGCAUGAAGAGGGCGAUGAGCAGGACGAGGAGGAGGAUGAAAUGGGCUCGAUUGUGUUUGAGGGCACCAUCGAUCACAGUCCUGAAUCCGAUUCGCAGUCACGCAAUAAGACUUUCUAUUGUCCCAAUUGUGGCAAUUGCUACAGUGCCGCCGGCUCUUUGAAGCUACACAUGCGCGCCUGUUUGCGCCAGCGCAACGAGGUCUCUGCCGAGGACCGCAAGUGCAAGGUGUGCAGCAAGAUCUUCAACUCGGUGGCUUACCUCAAGGAGCACAUGAUGCGUCACACUGGCGAACAGCCACAUCGCUGCACCCGCUGCUAUCGCAAGUUCGUCGACGAGGCCAAAUACAAUGCGCACAUGGACUCGCACAAGCACCAGGACAAGCUGGAGGCCGAGGCGGAGGCAUUGGCCGCUCAGCACGGCGGCAAGAAGGUGGUCGUCAAGGAGUUUACCUGCUCCUUCUGUUCACAGAACUUUACCGUCGUGUUCGAUGUGGGCCAGGUGAAGCGCCGCUAUGCCUGCGACGCUUGUCGCGACAAAUACUCAAAUGCCGAGGCAUUGCGCCAGCACAAGCAGCAGGUGGAGGAGAAGCGUGAGUUCAGUUGCGAGCGUUGCGGCCGCAAGUUCGUCUUUGAGGGCUUCCUCCAGCGUCAUCUGCCCACCUGCGAUGGCAGCAUCAAGCGUCGCCGCGACAUGAAGUAGAGGUGGCAGCAACGUGAUGGCAGUUGGCGGCGUCGGCGCAAAAGAUCUGAUAGAGCACUCGAAUGUGAUUUUGUGGAGGAACAGGAGGAGCAGGUGGACGAAGAUGAGCUGCAGCAGGAACAUGUGCUAAUAUCACCGCCAAUGCGUUACGUUGUAAUUAAACAGGAGGACCUUGAAGAGCUGGAGGAAAGUGUUGAAGAUCAGUAGGAACAGCAGCAGCCCUAGAGGCUGGCCAAUGAAAUUGAAAUCUUUUAUCAUGCACACCAAUAGACAACACACACACACACAAUUUCUUUCUUUAACACUUCGACGGAAGGAGGAGUUAUAGUUAAAUACUAGCUUAUAGGCAGUCUAAUGCGUCUCCAGCUGGCAAUUGAACACGCACACCUUUACACACACACACGCACACCUUUCCAAACACACACACACCUUUCCAAACACACACACACACCUUUCCAAACACACACACACCUUUCCAAACACACACACCCACGCAUACCUUUACACAGACGUAUACCUCACAUACAUAUACCUUUGCAUACACACACACAUGCACACAUACUAUUUUCAUUCUUGAAAUACCUUUACACAGACGCAUACCUUACAUACAUAUACCUUUACAUACACACACACACACACAUACUAUUUUCAUUCUUGGCUAGCUGGGGCCAAAAUACACAUAUAAAUAAAUAUAUGCAUAAACACCUAUAUAGAUACGUCGACGAGCAGUAAAAUCUAACUUUAUAUAUAAUUAUAUAUAUAUAAACAUAUUUUUUUUAAACUAUGUAAUAAUAUUUAUAAGAAUUUGUUACGGAGGGAGUGUCGAGGCAUAUUAGCUAUAUAUAGACAGCAUGACUACGUUCCAUGUUUUUACGUUCUCUAUAUGGAUCUUCACUGAUUAAACAACUCCAUAGAGAAUCUGCUAAAAAAAAAAAAAAAAAAAAAAAAAAAAAAAAAAAAAACAAACACGAAAAAACGUAAACAAAAAAGAAAGAGAUAACACGAAACACAAAGCAACAAACAAUCUUCUAAUAUAUCCUUGCAGACUUUGUAAUAUUUUUCAUUUUAUAUACAUACAUAUAAACAAAAUCACACGAAAAUAUCAUUGAGUCAUAAUGUAAAGCAACUGUCUAUCCGAUUCGAUAAUUCCGCUCAUGUGUCUUAGUAUCGUAAUACUAUAUCACAAUAUAUAGCAUCGUAAGAUAUUGUUUCUGUGAACAAUUUGUUUUUUGAUUAACAUCGAACGAAAAUUCAUGCAAAACUGCUUCACUUCAAGGAUAUUUCAAGAAAAAUAACAUCAUAGAGAGCCCAACGAUCAUAUAUAUAUAUAUAUUAUAUAUAUACAUAUAUAUCGUUUCUUAAUCGAAAAAGUAGAGCUUGCAAAUUUAAACUCUAAGAAAACUUUUGAAAUGGGUGUACAACAUAUUGUGUAAAUGUAACUGAAAUAAAUAUGUGUAUAUAUCUCAAUAUAUAUAUAUAUUCCGGAAACAGAAUAAAUAGCAGACUAAAUUCA
Drosophila mojavensis is the source of this 3086-nucleotide messenger RNA. RefSeq names its product zinc finger protein 891. The coding region runs from base 440 to 1573 and encodes 377 amino acids. NCBI's taxonomy places the organism in Eukaryota, Metazoa, Arthropoda, Insecta, Diptera, Drosophilidae. The transcript is spliced from 2 exons. Gene Ontology annotation, biological process: regulation of transcription by RNA polymerase II. Gene Ontology annotation, cellular component: nucleus. Gene Ontology annotation, molecular function: RNA polymerase II transcription regulatory region sequence-specific DNA binding; DNA-binding transcription factor activity, RNA polymerase II-specific. The record is from RefSeq and is a predicted model, not a curated record.